Fusarium pseudograminearum CS3096 is the source of this 216-nucleotide messenger RNA. RefSeq lists its product as uncharacterized. Bases 1 to 216 code for a protein of 71 amino acids. The transcript has 2 exons. NCBI's taxonomy places the organism in Eukaryota, Fungi, Ascomycota, Sordariomycetes, Hypocreales, Nectriaceae. The record is from RefSeq and is a predicted model, not a curated record.
AUGUCAAACACAAAUUCUUCUUCAGACCGCGCCCAGAUUAUGGACGACAUGGCAGCAGCUAAGAAUGGAGAAGCACUGAAUGCCAUGUCACCGACUAGCACACCCCAAUCUAGGGCUCAGCUCAUCCUUGCGCUCGAGGCCUUGCUUCAGGCCAUGAAGCAAAUGGAGGCCCACCUCCAGCUCGAGCUCGAAGCCAACGCUCAAGGUCCAGCUUGA